Messenger RNA from Symbiodinium necroappetens, 1410 nucleotides. NCBI's taxonomy places the organism in Eukaryota, Dinophyceae, Suessiales, Symbiodiniaceae. The record is from the annotation of a GenBank genome assembly.
AUGAUGCAGGUGCCCUUGCGGCGGCUCGCGCAGACAUUUGCUUUGGACUCCACACAACUAGCCGCCCAGUGGCUGGAUUUCCGAGAUCGUGCACGGUAUCACGCAGGAAUCAAAGAGUGCACAAACUUGCAGGCGUGGCAGGCUGCUCUUCUAGAAACAAGACAGCGGCCCGAAACAAAUGCGCGCCAUCCCCAGACGGCCUUGGCGAGCGCGCUAGCGCGGUAUGCUGCCACCAGCAUCUCUGACUCGGGCAUCGAGCGCCUCUUCUCGAGAUCUGACGCCUGCAUCCCACAAAGUGCGCAUGGUCUAUCUUCUCAUGCCGAGAGCAUCAGGGUUACUUUGUUGAAGCUGAAGCAGAGCGACUUCUUGGAGCUCGCCCCUGCCUUUUCAGCUACAUGGCAACAAUGGUUCAGGCACUCCGUCCGACAAGGUUCCUUUGCACGCAUCGACAAGCACCGCCCCAAGCCCACAAAGGAGACGGGCUCCGAAGGCAAGUCAACCCACCAAAGCUUCCUGAAGAAGCGCAAGGCAGCGUUGUCCGUAGCGUUGGAGAAGCAGCCGCAGAAUCCCAUAGAUUGGGAUCCGGAGAACCUGCCCAUCGGAGCGUGGACUGACGGGCACGAGAAGGAGGCCGAGUUUCAGGAUCUGAAAAAACGAAAACGACAGAUGGAGGCUCUCUGGGCGGGCAGCCUAUUGGAAGAGGAGGUUAGUUUGCAGCUACUUGUGGAUGCCUCUGCAGAGCAGAAGAAGAUGGACAUUUCCAGGAGGAAGCGUCGAAGACAGGAGGCACAAGUGAAGGAGCGGAUUUCUGCAGGGGAAGUGCCCAGAUGCUGCGACUUCGCUGGGAUGACCAUUUAUGUCCAAGAUGCAGAUCGGACACCCGGCAUGGAUGAGCAGAUGAGGCGUUGCAACUGGUCCUUCACUGACGAUGCGGCCGCGGCCUGCGACGUCUUCCUUCACAACAUGGUCGGCAUGGGCAGUCUGCCCUCCGUGGUGGUGUGGGCAGCAGCCCUGCAGGGAGCUUGGGUCCUGCUGCCGGAGUGGGCCUGUAAAGAUGCGGAACACUACGAGGGCCCGUGCAUCAAAUUCGUUCCGGCUGUAACUACCAAGAGGUGGUUUUGGAUCAGUCCCGCUUUCUCGGGAGAGAGGCCUGAUGUAGCCGAGUGCUUGCGGCAGGCUGCGAGUCGUCAAGGCUCGAAAUGGACCAUGAUCGAUGAUGUGGAGGCUUGGGCCCUGAGGAAACAAGCGGCGCAAGAGAAGCAGAAUUCGGCAGCAGUGAUUGCUUUGGUCACUGAUGAAGAAACCACGCAGUUUCAGGAUGUCCCACAUGUCUUCGGGGCAUCCGGUUUCUUUUCAUUUGCAUGCAAGGUAGACAGCUCUCGGUCGAGACUUGCCCUAGCCGGACAAUAG